AAGAGUAGGGGGUCUUAGGAGGGGAGGGGAGGGGGAAGCCCUCUUGGCCAAGGGGAGGGGAGGGGGGUCUUUGCCCUCCGCCUCGGGGGGUCUCCAGGAUGGGUUGGGGGCGCCUGGGGGCUGCGCUGCUGCUCUUGGCGGCCCGGAUCUUGCUCCAGACGGCCAGGGCUCUCCUGGGUCGCCUCUUGCCGGCCCGACCCCGCGACCUGGCCGCCGACUGCGUGCUCAUCACCGGCGGAGGACGAGGCAUCGGGCGCGCCUUGGCUCGCGAGUUCGCCCGGCGCGGAGCCCGCAAGAUCGUCCUGUGGGGACGGACGGAGAAAUGCUUGAAGGAAGCCACACAGGAGGUCCAAGCGAUGGGGACCGAGGGCCACUAUUUCGUCUGCGACGUGGCCAAUCGGGAAGAGGUUUACCGGCAAGCCAAGGCCGUCCGGGAAAAGGUGGGAGAUGUCACCAUCCUGGUGAACAACGCAGCCGUGGUUCAUGGGAAGACUCUUCUGGACAGUGAUGACCACGCCUUGCUCAAAUCCCAACACAUCAACACCCUGGGACAAUUUUGGACCACCAAGGCCUUCCUACCGCGGAUGUUGGAACUGCAGCGAGGACACAUCGUUUGCCUCAACUCCAUCCUCGCUUUGUCGGCCAUUCCUGGCGCCGUGGAUUACUGUACGUCCAAAGCGUCUUCCUUCGCCUUCAUGGAGAGUUUGACCCUGGGGCUUCUGGACUGUCCGGGAGUCAACGCCACCACCGUCUUGCCCUUCCACACCAGCACGGAGAUGUUUCAAGGGAUACGGAUCAGGUUCCCCAGUCUUUUUCCUCCACUCAAGCCGGAGACGGUGGCCCGGAGGACGGUGGAGGCCGUUCAGCAGAACCAAGCGUUCCUCCUGCUCCCAUGGUCCAUGCACAUCCUCAUCUUCUUGAAAAGGUACUUGGGUCGUAACUCGGAUGCUGCUGCUUCUGAGUCAGAAGUUGAACCUGGAAGUCAUCAUGACCGACAUCAACCAACCAACAACUGGGAAGGGGGAGGACAGGAGCAUCAACCCAUCGGUGUGGCAGACCCUUCCUUCCUUCCUUCUUUCCUGCUUUCUCCUUUCCUUCC
This is a messenger RNA of Notechis scutatus (mainland tiger snake), 1099 nucleotides long. Lineage: Eukaryota; Metazoa; Chordata; Lepidosauria; Squamata; Elapidae. The record is from RefSeq and is a predicted model, not a curated record.